Molecule: messenger RNA, 1133 nt
Organism: Diospyros lotus (date-plum)
Lineage: Eukaryota; Viridiplantae; Streptophyta; Magnoliopsida; Ericales; Ebenaceae
Product: MADS-box protein SVP-like
Exons: 9
Coding region: 173-883 (236 amino acids)
Biological process (GO): positive regulation of transcription by RNA polymerase II
Cellular component (GO): nucleus
Molecular function (GO): protein dimerization activity; DNA-binding transcription factor activity, RNA polymerase II-specific; RNA polymerase II cis-regulatory region sequence-specific DNA binding
Source: RefSeq, a predicted model, not a curated record
CAAAAAAGGAAUCUUAAAAAUCCACGGUUUAUCUCUCCUCUCUCUCUCUCUCUCUACACGCCAUUGGUGGCUUUAUCUCUCAGUGCUGUGGUGAAUGGUCCGGGGUGAAUAGGACACUCCACAGCGAUCUGGCCAAUCCCUGGGCUCCAUUGCCGAGCAAUUUGCUGGCUGAAUGAGCUUUUCUCUCCCUGCUACUUCACGGGUGAUUUUGGGUGAAAAAAUGGUGAGGCAAAGAAUUCAGAUCAAGAAGAUCGACAACGUGACGGCGAGGCAGGUGACGUUUUCGAAGAGGAGGAGGGGGCUUUUCAAGAAGGCUCAUGAACUUUCCACUCUCUGCGACGCCGAGAUAGCCGUGAUUGUCUUCUCCACCACCGGCAAGCUUUUCGAGUACUCCAGCUCCAGCAUGAAGCAGGUAAUUGAAAGGCAUAAUCUACAAAUGGCGAAUCUUGUGCAGCACAAUCAACCAUCUUUAGAGCUGCAGCUUGACAACAGUGCGCAUGCCGCCUUGAGCAAAGAGAUAGAGGAAAAGACUCGUGAAUUGAGCCAUCUGAGGGGAGAAGAGCUUCACGGACUUAGUAUAGAAGAAUUACAGAGACUGGAGAAAUCACUAGAGGCGGGACUAAGACGCCUCUUAAAGACAAAGGGGGAGAGGCUUGACAAAGAAAUCACUGCCCUCAAUAGAAAGGAAGCGAAAUUGGUGGAAGAGAAUGCGUGUCUGAAACAGCAAUUACUGCAAAUGCAGAUGGGGAUCGGCGGCCAAACGCAGGAACAAGGCCAAUCUUCAGAAUCUGUCAUCAACAAUGGCAGCCCAGCUGCUCCCCAAGAUUAUGACAGCUCCGACACUUCCCUCAAGUUGGGUCUACCUCUUCGUAGCUGUAUUUGAGGGCUGGCAUAGAGUUGCAGGCUUUUGGCCAAGAUCCAGAGCCAGAUACAUCCAUCAACCUCUACUUCUCUCCCUUAAAUAGUGAGCUUUAUGACCUGUGAAUCUGAAAGCCACCAAGUUUAGAUGGAUAGUUUUGUAUGUAAAUGCAGCCGCAGGGAAUUGUACCAUAUGUAUACAUAUUAUCGGUGUGCCACUACUUGUACACGCCUCUCAUGAUUUUCUAUGAUAUGGGUUUGCUUCGGUUACAACA